GUCAUCAGUGAGCCCAGCUGGUGGCUGCAGACAGGCUGACACACUUUCCCAUUCACACCGCCUCAUGCAGCUGUAGGCUGCUCGAAGCCAGCAGGUGGUACUGUACCGCCCGCCGUGUCCCCCUGUGGACGUGCUGAGAACAGGAGAGAGCAGCGACCACCAGGACGACGUCUGAACAAGUAAAGACCAGCUGGAUCUUCCCCGAUCGAAAAUGGACACAGGUGGGUGUUCAGGCUUCCAGCUCAGCCGCUUGGCUUCCUCCGGGUUGUGAGUGUCCGCGCUCCGCAGAGGUGAUCGGCGGAGCCCGUAGCCUGGACGGGACGGAGCUGACACUGUGCCCGCUGCAGCCUGUAGUGAAAGCUCCCCCCUGGAGAACAAAGCAGGAAUAAAGCUUCCUGUAGCUCCGAGUGACGGAAAGAGGAGACUGACCGGGGCAGCAGUGUCAGAUAACACUGAGUCAACGGGGUUUACACCGAAAUGGGAAAAGAAGUCUGGCUCGGCUUGUAAGAUGUUUCCUCACCACAGAGAAAGGGAUCAGCCGAUCUUCAGCACCCGGGCUCAUGUUUUCCAGAUCGACCCUGCCACCAAGAGGAACUGGAUCCCUGCCAGCAAGCAUGCCGUCAAUGUGUCUUUCUUCUAUGAUGCCAACCGCAGUGUCUACCGCAUCAUCAGUGUGGGUGGCACCAAGGCGAUUAUCAACUGCACUGUUACCCCCAGCAUGACGUUUACUAAGACGUCCCAGAAGUUCGGUCAGUGGGCUGACAGCAGGGCCAACACUGUCUAUGGUCUGGGCUUUGCUACAGAGCAACAGCUGCAUCAGUUCUCGGAGAAGUUCAAGGAGGUGAAAGAUGCCGCUCGUUUGGCACGAGGAAAGUCGCAGGAUAAAGAACUGGUCAACACAGCUCUUACCAUCGCUGCUCCUCAGUACUCACAGGACCUCUCGGAUGAACUUCAGUCUCCACCAGUGAUGUGUGUGAAUGGACCGGAGGACAAGCUGUACCGCAGCCAGAGCGCGGACAUCACCCUGUCUUCUGAGAAGGAGCGCAUUAAAAAGAUGCUCUCUGAAGGGUCUAUUUGUGACAUGAAUCUGGAAGCUGAGCUCUUCGGUCUGCAGGACAGCAACUCUAAGUUGGUGGCAGCUUUACACGAGGCUAACGCUAAUGUAGAGCAGUGGAAGAAACAGCUGGCAGCCUAUCAGGAGGAGACUGAGAGGCUACGAGAACAGGUGGCAGAUCUGGAGGCCCAUGGAGCCCAAGGCCCCAGUGACCUGCUGAAGGAUGAGCUGACUCAGUCCCUGGAGGAGCUGGAGGCCCUGCUGAAGGCCAAAGAUGAGGAAAUCCAUAUUUUACAAAGCAAGAAAGCAGAGUAUCACGAGAUGGAACACGCCAGGGAUGAGGCCAUACGCAGAUUUCGGGAGAUGGAGAUGCGUAAUGCAGAGUUGGAGCGGCGCAUCCAGAACACAGAGCAGAACCUGAGUAACUCUCUGGAGGAGCGAGAUCGCAUGGACACUGAGAUCCAGAGGGCCAUUGAAAUACUGGACAUAAAGAUCUUUGACCUUAACGACCUCCGCCAGAGCCUGGUUAAACUCCUCGAGAAAUAAGAAGCAAAAACACAAUCCAUGAGAGAGAUGCAACAGAAGGCAGGGUUAUAUAUGUUGUGGCCAUGGCAGCGGGGGAGUAAACACAACAACAUGGAGCUGGUCCCUGUCCUCUUCAAGCACAAGAACCACUUCAACUGCAGGAAGGUUACUCCAUGUACUCCGUGUACUGCUGCGCUCAGCAGGAUGCUGUAGGUGUUUGCCAAAGCAGCGGCAGCAUAUACAUGGUAAAGCUUGUCCAGUUUAAUGUAACGCUUAAUGUUGCUUUCAAGGGUAACUUUCAAUGCAAUAAACCAUCUUUAAGGUAAGUGCUUAACAGUGCUAGACAGUUCAUGUUGGGACCUGGUGCUUGUAGUUUUUCAUAACUUUAGUUAAAAACACAUGCAGUGUCAAUAUGAGCAGUUAGGGGCCUUGUUUUUUUUUUUGUUGUUGUUUUUAUUUUGCAACAGACAGGUCAUAUUAAACAUCUUUACAACAAAAUGAGUCCACACACUAUGGAAAAGAACAGCAGCGAAAAGAGAAUGCAAAUAAAAAAGCAAAGACAAAAUUACCAUUUAGAGACAAAUGUGCAUAGUUAACAACUCGCAUACAACGUAAUUAUUACUGAACUGAUUUGUGCAGAAGUAGCAACUAUAAUGAAGGGCAGAGUGCUUCUAGGUAGUGGUUUGCCACUGCAAUAUGCAAUGACAUAUAUUCAAGGUCAGUGAAAUAGUAUGCUAAUAGUGUUUGAUAUUAGGGUAAGGCAUGGACACGCAACUUGAACUUAAAAAGUAGAUCUGAAUAUUGACACCAAAGACCAAAUGUUAGGAGCAGAGUCACUGAGAAGGUCUUUCAGCAGCUCAUCUAUUAUCACAUCUUCACUUAAGCUCAUAAGGAACCUUCAUAUCCAAAUAAUUUAGAGUAACACUUAAGUACAUGGCAAUAAGUAGGCUUUAUUAUACAGUUAAAAUUAGGGGAAAUAAGUGUUUUCCAAGUAAGUUAAUGUAAUAAUGCUAUGGUAAUUAGGUAACAUAAGAAAGUAAAGUCAUCACUUUGUCUUAGUAAUGUUUGGACUAGCCUGGUCUGAACAAUCGUCCUGUGCACCAUCCCUUCACGAACCACCAACUUAGUGAAUUAUUUAUAAUAGAGCCACAUCUUAAUAGACAUGUCGCUCUGAUUGGUGUGCACCAUUUAAGGAAAUUUAAGAGAUAUUUUCUGCCUUCUGUCAUUUUUCAGCACAUUACUUUAGCUGUGGACAGUGCUAUAACUUAGGCCUUGAGAGUGCAGCUGUGCUGUGUGAAAACCAGAAUGUCUUCUUCACAGUCUUUAUAUCACACAGGCUGUAUUGUUUAACGAGGCCUGUUAUGCUAUGUUUGUAUUAAUCCCUUCAAGCCUUACUGUUCUAUUUUCAGGAUGUUGUGGACAAUGACACCAACUCUGUCUCAAACUUUGAGCUGUUGUCAUGACGGUUUGCAAAUAAAAGC
Molecule: messenger RNA, 3060 nt
Organism: Monopterus albus (swamp eel)
Lineage: Eukaryota; Metazoa; Chordata; Actinopteri; Synbranchiformes; Synbranchidae
Product: homer protein homolog 3-like
Exons: 11
Coding region: 509-1600 (363 amino acids)
Biological process (GO): G protein-coupled glutamate receptor signaling pathway
Molecular function (GO): G protein-coupled glutamate receptor binding
Source: RefSeq, a predicted model, not a curated record